AUGUCUUUCUCGUCGCUCGUCUCAGACAUCGCAUAUCGGAAUGCGGACAAGGAAGAAUUGCGCUCGCAAGCCUCGAAGGCGCGAUCAUACACCAGCACUGCCGCAACGAGCGUCAGCAUCGUGGGCGAUAUUUCAAGCCAAUUGCACGGAGGAUACAGCCAUCCGCUUGCAAGAGCAUGGCAGGCCGAACGGCAACUAACAAAGUCGAUGCUCAUUUACCCCCUCUUCAUAUCCGACCAGCCGGACGAGGAGACGCUCAUUCCCUCUCUCCCGAACCAGCAUCGCCGGGGCCUCAAUAAGAUCGUUCCGUUCCUGACACCGCUCGUGGAGAAGGGUCUGAAGUCGGUUAUUCUGUUCGGCGUGCCAGUUGCGCCGGGGGCGAAAGACGCUCUGGGCACCGCAGCGGAUGAUCCCAAGGGCCCCGUAAUCAAGGCCAUCCGGCUCCUCCGACGAUCCUUCCCCGACCUCUUCAUUGUGGCCGACGUCUGCCUCUGCGAGUACACUUCACACGGACACUGCGGUAUUCUGCGAGACGAUGGCAGCCUCAACAACGCUUUGUCGGUAGACCGCAUUAGUGAUGUGGCUAUGGCUUACGCGACGGCUGGCGCUCACUGCGUCGCCCCGUCAGAUAUGAACGACGGGCGUAUUCGAGCAAUCAAACUCAAGCUCAUUGAGGCUGGCAUUGCACAUCAGGUAGUGCUUAUGUCAUACUCUGCCAAGUUUUCUGGAUGCCUCUACGGUCCUUUCCGCGAUGCCGCGGGAUCUUGUCCUUCAUUUGGCGACCGGCGAUGCUACCAGCUUCCGCCGGGCGGUCGUGGUCUGGCACGGCGAGCUAUUACACGCGACAUCAACGAGGGGGCGGAUAUCAUCAUGGUGAAGCCUGCCAGCCAGUACCUCGACAUCAUCAGCGACGCGAAGGAAAUUGGCAAAGACAUGCCCAUCGCGGCGUACCAAGUGUCUGGCGAGUACGCCAUGAUCCACGCCGCAGCGAAGGCAGGAGUGUUCGAUCUAAGGACGAUGGCUGAGGAGGCUACCCAGGGGAUUCUGCGAGCCGGUGCUUCGAUUGUCGUGAGCUAUUUCACUCCCGAGUUCUUGGAUUGGUUGAGCACUUAA
This is a messenger RNA of Trematosphaeria pertusa, 1113 nucleotides long. Its product is annotated as delta-aminolevulinic acid dehydratase. NCBI's taxonomy places the organism in Eukaryota, Fungi, Ascomycota, Dothideomycetes, Pleosporales, Trematosphaeriaceae. Gene Ontology annotation, biological process: heme biosynthetic process. Gene Ontology annotation, cellular component: cytosol. The coding region runs from base 1 to 1113 and encodes 370 amino acids. The record is from RefSeq and is a predicted model, not a curated record. Gene Ontology annotation, molecular function: zinc ion binding; porphobilinogen synthase activity. The transcript has 2 exons.